Volvox carteri f. nagariensis is the source of this 1641-nucleotide messenger RNA. RefSeq lists its product as uncharacterized. Gene Ontology annotation, biological process: phosphate ion transmembrane transport; glucose-6-phosphate transport. The record is from RefSeq and is a predicted model, not a curated record. Lineage: Eukaryota; Viridiplantae; Chlorophyta; Chlorophyceae; Chlamydomonadales; Volvocaceae. The coding region runs from base 1 to 1641 and encodes 546 amino acids. Gene Ontology annotation, molecular function: glucose 6-phosphate:phosphate antiporter activity. The transcript has 11 exons.
AUGUUUGCCAGCCAAGCUCAAUUUCAGAUUGGCACUCGCCGACAUCUUUGCGGCGCAGGCGUCUCCCCGGUACUUACCGGACCCCUUAGCAGGCCAGCAGCCUCCUCCCCGAGCCCCUCCGCAGCUUGCCUCCUCUCCGGUGGCCCCGCCGGGGCCCUGCUGCGGGGCAUGAGGCUGCGGGCCAGUGGCGCCGCGGCAGCUGCUUCCCCCUCCCCCUCCCCGGGGGGAGAUGGGGCGUCGUCGGGUAAAGACCAGGUGGUCGCCGGAAGCGCUGCUGAGCCCGUACCCGCCGCCGCGGCAGCUGCUAGCCCAGAGGCAGCGGCUGAGGGUCAGCCGUACUCCCCGGACUUCAUUCGCCGUCGCCUGAUGGUCUUUGUGGGUAUCGUUGUCGGGUAUUCGUCGUACUACUUGACCCGUAACUCCCUGACGUACACUGCUCCGGUUAUGGUGGCGGACCCCACGCUCCACAUGGACAUCACUCAAAUUGGCGCCAUGACCUCCAUCUUCCCCAUCGCCUACGGCAUGUCCAAGUUUGUGAGUGGUGUGCUGGGCGCCAAGUUCUCCCCCUCGGUGCUGCUGGCGGGGGGGCUCAUGGCGACCGCGGCGGUCAACAUCGCGUUUGGAUUCGGUACCUCGCUGGCCUGGUUCUGCUUCUUCUGGGCGCUAAACGGCACCUUGCAGGGCGUGGGUGGCCCCUGCUGUGCCCGCAUCCUGACCACCUGGUUCGCCAGCAAGGAGCGGGGCACGUACUGGGGCAUGUGGAACAUUGCUCACAACCUGGGGGGCUUCGCGGCGCCGCUGGUGGCGGGGGGCUUUGCCAAGGCCAUGGGGUGGAAGUGGGGCAUGUGGGCGCCCGGCAUCAUUGGCCUGGUGGUGGGGCUGUUUGUGCUGCUGGCGUGCAGGGACAAGCCGGAGGACAUAGGCUACCCGCCGGUGGAGCCCACGGAUGGGGGGAAGCAGUCCGCGGACAAGAAGGCGGCAGAGAAGCCAAAGGCGGACAUCUGGGGCGCCCUGAUGAACUCGGUGCUCAAGAACCCCUUCAUUUGGGGUAUGGCGCUCACGUACUUCUUCAUUUAUGUGGUCCGACAGGAGAAGGGCAUUGAGGACGCCGCCCAGGCCGCCGUGCGUGUGUCGGGUUUGGAGCUGGGCGGCCUGGUGGGGUCCCUAAUCGCGGGGCGGCUCUCGGACGGCCUCAUUCGCAACGCGGCGGGCAAGGGAGGAAACGUGGGCAAGAGAGUCACGGUGGUCAUGUGGUACACGGUGGGCAUCGCCGCGGCGCUGCUGGCCUUCCAGGCCCUUCCCGCAGCCAUCCCUGCAGCAGUGCAGUGGUUCAACGUGUUCAUGAUCGGGUUCUUCCUGUACGGCCCCCAGAUGCUCAUCGGGCUGUGCGGUGCGGAGCUGGUGGGCCCCGACUCAGUGGGGGCCUCUGAGGGCUUCUUGGGCUGGAUCGCAUACCUGGGAGCGGCCAAUGCGGGUAUCCCUCUGUCCAUCAUCGUGAAGGAGUACGGCUGGAACGCCUACUUCUCCACGCUGGUGGGCGCCUGCGCACUGGCGCUGCUGCUGCUGUCCCCCAUGACCAAGCUGCGCAGCUACGUGCAGCGGGAGGCGGCAAAGAAGGAGCGCCUGGCCAAGAGCCAGUGA